This is a messenger RNA of Lindgomyces ingoldianus, 1768 nucleotides long. RefSeq names its product MFS general substrate transporter. NCBI's taxonomy places the organism in Eukaryota, Fungi, Ascomycota, Dothideomycetes, Pleosporales, Lindgomycetaceae. The record is from RefSeq and is a predicted model, not a curated record. The coding region runs from base 25 to 1650 and encodes 541 amino acids. Gene Ontology annotation, cellular component: membrane. Gene Ontology annotation, molecular function: transmembrane transporter activity. Gene Ontology annotation, biological process: transmembrane transport. The transcript is spliced from 3 exons.
CGAAAUUGCAUAUUCUCAGUCAGAAUGUCGACAGCCGACCCUUCAAAUAUAAUCGAGCCUCAAGUUUGCAAGAAUGAAGUUGACACCAUCGAAACGGUUCAAAAGCAGGCUGAGAGCAAGCGAGGAAGAGACAAGGCUGCCGAGUUGCUGAAUGCCAAUGAGCGCCUCUACGUCUCUCCCGAAGACAACAAACACGUCCUUCGAAAGAUUGAUCUAACCAUCCUUCCUAUUCUGCUCAUUGUAUACUGCCUCCAGAGCCUCGACAAGACAACCUUGUCUUACGCGUCGGUUUUUGGGCUGAUUGAAGAUGCCAACAUCAACCCCAAGUCGGAUGAGUACUCGUGGCUCGGAUCAAUUGUGUACAUUGCACAGCUUGUCAUGCAGCCUCUGGUGGCCCUUCUGCUAGUCAAACUUCCGAUUGGCAAAUUCACGGGAGUCAUGGUUUUCCUUUGGGGAGCUAUUCUGUGCUGCAUGACUGCAGCGACUAGUUUCAGCGGCCUCAUGGUAACCCGGUUCUUGCUAGGUGCCUUUGAAGCUGCGGUUGCUCCCGCGUUCAUUGCUGUUGUUCAAAUGUGGUAUCGGCGGAGCGAACAAACAAACCGAAAUGCCGCAUGGUACGCGAUGUUGGGUGUCGUGAACAUCCUCGGCAGCCUCUUGACGUAUGGGCUUGGGCAUAUUGCUUCUGCUCAUCUUUACUCGUAUCAAAUCAUAUUCCUGUUCUGCGGUCUCCUAACCGUCGUGGUAUCAGUCUUUGUCUUCAUCUUUAUGCCCGACUCCCCAAUGGAGGCGAAGUUCCUCAGCCACGACGAGAAGCUCAUUGCAGUUGAAAGGCUUCGGAUGAAUCAAAUGGGAGUGGCUUCUCGUGUUUGGAAGUGGGGGCAUGUCAUGGAAGCGUUCUUGGACCUGAAAACUUGGCUCUGGUUCUCUAUGCUCACGGCCGUAUCAAUACCUAGCGGUGGGAUUUCAACAUUUGGGCCCCUUAUCAUUAAAGCAUUCGGAUUUAGUAAAUUUGCGACCAUUCUCUUCAACAUGCCUUUUGGGCUCAUCCAAAUGAUCGCAACGUUAGGAGGGGCAUGGCUCGCUACAAAGCAGAAGAAGAAAUCGCCUGUGCUAAUUCUCCUCUGCGUCCCACCUAUCAUCGGAAUAAUAAUACUCAUGGUUGUUGGGCGCGAAAAGAAGCAUCGUGCAGUUCUCUUAGUCGGCUACUACCUGACCUCAUUUUAUCCAGGGAUCUCACCCCUAAUAUACUCGUGGUCAGGUCAGAACACUGGCGGAGACACGAAGAGGAAGGUCACAACAGGUAUUCUCUUCAUCGGUGCUAGCGCUGGGAAUAUCAUCGGGCCCCAUCUUUUUACACCAGCUGAAGCACCCCAUUACUCACGCGGGUUGCGGUCGAAUCUUGCGCUCUUUGUGACCAUUGCGGUGCUGGUCGUAUUGGCGACUGCUUGGAUCAAGAUACUGAAUCGCAGGCAUGCUGCUACGAGGACUCAGAUGGGCAAAGCAGCAAAGAUUGUUGAUCUGAGUAUGGAAACAAGUCGUCAGAUGAUGGAUGCUGACGAAGCGGUGAAUGCCGAGGUAGGUGGCGUUGGUGAGAAGGCGUUUGAUGAUGAAACGGAUCUGAAGAACGAAGAUUUCAUCUACGUGUUCUAAUAACGCCAAGGUAUUGGGUGGAUAGCAAUGGAUAUAUAUCGAAUGUAAUUGAGAACGGAUGAUAGCGUACCUGUGGUGUGGAAGGAAGAACACUGGAAUGGGCCACUACACGACCCGG